AUGAAAUACCGGGCUCUUUUUCUUGCCUUUUUGGCACUGAGUUUUACUCUGGUCAAGCCCGCGGCCGUCGAUGAUGACUUGGAGGGCAGUGCACACAUGGAGAACCCAGAUGACGAAGAUUUUGAGGUCCGUUCCUAUUUUUGCUAGAUGUAAACAUCAAACAUUAUUUCUAAAGUUUUAUGAAUACCAUUUCAACUCGUAUUUUAAUAAUAAGUAAAGUAAAAAAAUUAUUUAGGAGACGUCUGGUGUACCCGCAAAAAACGAGGAUAGGACAAAACUGGAGGAAGCAAAAAAAGUUAAUCCACCUAAUUCUGCCGUGGAUAAGCCCGCUCCAACACCCCCUCCGGCUGUUUUCGUUGCCGAGACCGACAAAACAAGUACCUCAACCUUCAGUCUGGACACAACGUCAAUAGCCAUCUUGAUUGGGACCAUUAUUUUGGUGGUCCUGGUGAUUGCAGUCAUCGUCGUUUGUUGUCGAAAAAAGUCAAGUAAGCGUUUUGAAAUUAAACCCAAAAUAUCGCAGAAAAUAAUCUAAGGAAACAUAAAUUUAGAUCGCGAAUACACCCGAGGCAGCCCCAGCACGAAGGCGUAUGUUUAG
This is a messenger RNA of Bursaphelenchus xylophilus (pine wood nematode), 598 nucleotides long. Lineage: Eukaryota; Metazoa; Nematoda; Chromadorea; Rhabditida; Aphelenchoididae. The record is from the annotation of a GenBank genome assembly.